This is a messenger RNA of Pundamilia nyererei, 753 nucleotides long. Its product is annotated as CD209 antigen-like protein E. Bases 1 to 699 code for a protein of 232 amino acids. NCBI's taxonomy places the organism in Eukaryota, Metazoa, Chordata, Actinopteri, Cichliformes, Cichlidae. The transcript has 7 exons. The record is from RefSeq and is a predicted model, not a curated record.
AUGAAAGGCCAUAGAGAUGAAUCUGGUAUGGUUCUGGAUAUUAGAACCCUCAGCUCUCCAGCCAGGAGUGUUGGCUUGAACCGGUUCACUGAUGAAAGCGUUGAAGCUGCUGCAUCUGUGUCAGGUACUGAUGUUACCUGUGAAAAUCAAACUAAUGUAGAAGACAGUUUGAAGAAGAUCAACUUUGCUUUGCAGGAUUCUAUGAAUAAGGAGCGAGAAGAGCAGAAGAGGCAACUCGAUUAUAUUGCUUCACAGCUGAAUUUCCUGACAAAAGAGAGAGAAGAGUUGAAGAGGAAGCUAGUGGACUUUGCUCACUAUGCGCAACAAGGUUGGCUGUAUUUCAACGGCAGUUUCUAUUAUAUUUCUUCAAUCACGAAAACUUGGCAAGACAGUAGAGAUGACUGUUUGCAGAGAGGCGCAGUCUUGGCGAUCAUCAGCAACACAGAAGAACAGGAAUUCAUAAGGCUGCAGCAGAAGGUAAUGUGGAUUGGACUGACUGACAGAGAGACAGAAGGAGUUUGGAAAUGGGUGGAUGAGACUCCAUUGACGGCAAGCUUCUGGUACUCUGGGGAACCCAACAAUUUUAAACACAGAAAUGAAGAUUGUGUAGUAAUAAAUCACUACUAUGAUUAUGAAAACAACUGGAAUGAUGCUGCAUGUGAAAACCUAAACUUUUGGCUCUGUGAAAAAGACAUGUGAAACAUGUGGGUUACAGUUUUGCUUUGUUCCUGCUAAAUAGUUUUAAUAAAAUAU